AUAUAUAAUAUAUAAUAUAUACACAUAUACAGUUAUGGAACCUAGUAUAAUAGAGACUUCUGAGACCGAAUCAUUUUCAUCUGAUCAUAGUAAAAAGGGUAAGACUCAAGAAGAAUCGGUGGAUACAUCACUAGACAGUCUAUUUGAACAAUUAAGUCAAGAGACAAAUGGAAUAAGAGAUGAUGAGACACAAGAAAAUCAGCCAGAAUUUAAACAAAUCCAAGCAUCUAUAAGGAAUUUACCUAAAAUAAAUAGUGAAUUAGAAAAAAAAUUAAAUCAAGUGUCUAGUUCUAAAACUGAUAUAGUAAGAAUCAAUGAUCCAAUAAUAAGUAAGAGUGCCAAAGUUGAAAGCAAUGAUUCUGGAUCAAGAUGGUUCAAUAUGAAACAACCAGAAUUAACUCCUGAACUCAAACGAGAUUUACAGAUAAUUAAACAAAGAAGUGCAUUAGAUCCAAAAAGACAUUAUAAGAAAGAUAAAUGGGAAGUUCCCAAGUAUUUUCAAAUGGGGACAAUUAUUGAAGGUAAUGCUGAAUUUUAUUCCGCUAGAUUAUCUAGAAAACAACGUGGUAAUACAUUAGUUGAAGAAAUAUUGCAUGAUGAUGAUACUAAGAAAUAUUUUAAGAGAAAGUAUUCUGAAAUUCAACUGUCUAAGACAAGUGGUAAAAAGGGUCAUUAUAAAAAGGUUAAGGAAAUGAGGAAAAAGUUUUAAUAUUUCUUAAA
This is a messenger RNA of Scheffersomyces amazonensis, 720 nucleotides long. RefSeq lists its product as uncharacterized. The transcript has a single exon. Lineage: Eukaryota; Fungi; Ascomycota; Pichiomycetes; Serinales; Debaryomycetaceae. Gene Ontology annotation, biological process: RNA processing. Gene Ontology annotation, cellular component: nucleolus. The coding region runs from base 35 to 709 and encodes 224 amino acids. Gene Ontology annotation, molecular function: RNA binding. The record is from RefSeq and is a predicted model, not a curated record.